Molecule: messenger RNA, 8617 nt
Organism: Calypte anna (Anna's hummingbird)
Lineage: Eukaryota; Metazoa; Chordata; Aves; Apodiformes; Trochilidae
Gene: CREB3L2
Product: cAMP responsive element binding protein 3 like 2
Exons: 12
Coding region: 236-1801 (521 amino acids)
Biological process (GO): regulation of transcription by RNA polymerase II
Molecular function (GO): DNA-binding transcription factor activity, RNA polymerase II-specific; cAMP response element binding
Source: RefSeq, a predicted model, not a curated record
ACCCGCACGCCCCGGUCCCGCAAACUCCCGGUGGCAGCGGCGGGGAAGCGGCCUCACCGCGGUGACGGGCCGGGAAGCGAAGAGCGAGCGAGAGAACGAGGGGCCCCGCGGCCUAUGGGAGCGGGCGGCGCGGUGUGAGCCGGCCGCCGCGGGUGGGCGAGGGGCAAGCGGCAAGCGGGGGGGAUUUGUCGACGGCGGAUCGGCCUGUGGGGCUGCCCCGUGUGUUACGGCCGCCAUGGAAGUGUGCGAGAGCGGCGGGGAGCAGCCGCCGCUGCUGCACUGGGACCGCAAGCUGAGCGAGCUGUGCGAGCCCGCCGAUCCCGAUACCCUGCUGUGCCACACGCACUUCACAGAGUUCCUGGAUGAGUUUUCACCUGAUGUUCUAGGCCAGCUCUUGAAUGAUCCCUUCUUGUCUGAGAAAAAUGAAAUAAUGGAGGUGGAGCUAUCUCCAGCAUCCCCAGCACCUCUCAUCCAAGCAGAACACAGUUACUCCCUCUGUGGAGACUCUCGACCCCAGUCUCCUUUGACCCACAUCUCCACAGAAGACAACUUUAAUGAAGGUGACCUGGAAAAUGAGGAAUGGUGUCUGGGUACAGAGCUGACUGCAGCAGCAAUAAAGACUGAGCCAGUGUUGUGUGAGACAUCAGGCCUGGCUCCCUCAGUGAGUCUCACUGUGACAGCCACAUCACUGGAGGGAGAACAAGCUGAGCUACAGACGGAUGCCCUGAUGAAACCGCUGAGCCAGAAAGUUCUUCCAGAGAUUAAACUGGAGCCCCACGAAGUGGAUCAGUUCCUCAACCUCUCUUCUAAGGAAGUAGUGGAUCCCCUGCAUUUGCCUCCAACCCCUCCCAGCAGCCAUGGCAGUGACUCUGAGGGAGGGCAGAGCCCAGCUCGAUCGCUCCCUCCUUCCAGCCCAAUCCAGCUGCAGGCCUCAUCCAAGGUGACAUCACGUACAGCUUCAGCACUCUCCAAUUCCCCUCUCCUGACUGCACCACAUAAAUUACAGGGGACUGGGCCGCUGAUCCUGACAGAGGAGGAGAAGAGAACACUGAUAGCAGAGGGGUACCCAAUCCCUACCAAACUGCCCCUGACAAAAGCAGAAGAGAAGGUGCUGAAGAAAAUUCGCAGGAAAAUAAAGAACAAGAUCUCUGCCCAGGAAAGUAGAAGGAAAAAGAAAGAAUACAUGGACAGUCUGGAAAAAAAAGUUGAGACUUGUUCAAAUGAAAAUAGUGAGCUGCGUAAGAAAGUUGAAGUCCUGGAGAAUACUAACAGAACACUUCUGCAGCAGUUGCAGAGACUCCAAGCUAUGGUUGCUGGGAAAGUGUCCCGUUCCUGUAAGGCAGCCAGCACACAGACAGGGACCUGUCUUAUGAUGGUGGUGCUAUGCUUUGCAGUAGUUUUUGGCAGCUUCUCUCAGACCUAUGGACCAUAUUCUUCUGCUACAAAGAUGGUGUUGCCCAGGCAGCAUUCCUCACCAGAGUCCUACACAGACUCCAUUGUGAGGUCAAGGAGUCUGCUCAUUUAUGAAGAGCCUCACCAGCUCGAGGAGUCGUCGAGCCCCAUCUCCUUUGCAGAUCCCAAUGAGAGGCAAGCAGACACCUCCAAGUACCCAGCACUGUCCCUGGAAGCCAUGCCAGGGGGACAGCAGGAUGAAAUCAUGCAGUUCACAAUAGCCAAUGAAACGAGGCUGGAGAAAUCAGUUCUGCUGGGCCUGCAGCAGCACAGAGUCAACUCCGAACUAGAAGGAAAUGAAACACUGAAGAUAAUUGAAAUAGAUAGAAGAGUCAACGCCACCUCUUAAAAAUAAAAAAGGCCUUUUUUCUUGACUUCCCUCUUUCCCAUAUGUUUUCAACCAAAGUCCCCAUGACUCUUGUCAUCCUUAGUGAACCAAAGCACAAAAGAGAGGGAGUUCAACUUCUGCAUUGACUGGUGAGGCUGUGACUGCAGAUGGGAUCUCUUCUCUUUGUAACUCCCUUCCUCACUUCUCACACAGUCUCUGUCUUUGCUUUUAUUCCUUUCCUGUCUAAUACUGGAAGGGCAAGUUUGAAUUAUGGUGGCAGAUGAUGCCAGCAGUGUGCCAGUGACUGGUGGGUGGGUGGGGGCAUGCACACAUCCUCAUCUGAGCACAAAGACAUUCUGAAGAAGAGUGAAAUAUGCAAAACCGAUGGGAGCAUGUGGGGGAUGGGUUUCUCGGGAGAAGAUAAUUGAGAGAAAGAGGAGAUGCAGCAUGAUGCUACUCAGAAUCUAGUGAUAGCUCCGUGCCUGCUGCACUUGAGCCUUUUGGGGCGACUGAGAAGCAGGUGUGUAGCCUGCUUCUGAAGGGACAAGAAAGGACCCUGACACUGCUGAGUUAAGAGCAGAGGCAGGAGCAGGGUGGGUGAUGUUGGUGCUGCAUUGUUAUCCUCUAUGUCUUUCUCUUCUGCCCUUCAGCCUCUUUCUCAUUUAGUGGGGUAGGUUUCUCUCUGGGUUGAAAGCAGUCCUGAUAGGCUUCCCUCCUUGCUCCUAGACUUGUGGAAUUCAAGCAAAGAUCAGUUGCUGUCUUGUCACACUUUAUGUGGGAGAAUUACACUAGUUUAACUAAAUCUGUUUAGAAAGCAGGCUUUGUUAAAUUUAUGCAGUGUUUUGGAUGGAUGUCCUUUAGUCUUCUUAAGGCUAAUCUGUUUAUAUUCAAUCGGUUCCUUUCCAACAAACUAAAUCAAUCUAAGGCUUAAACCAGAAGUGCCUCCUGAGAGGACCAUAUGAUUUUAAUUUAUUGGCUUCUAGAUGCAUUGACAGAAUUUCUUACGUAGACCUGGUCAGAUUGUCCUGUGUUUUCCUUUCCUUGCCAUCUUCCUGUUACUGUUGUAAAUAGUAUUUAUUAGCUUUGCAAAGUUUUGUUCGGGCAGUCACAAUGAAGCAAACUGAGCUUCCCUAACCCUGCAAGUGGUCUGGGAAAACUCUGAAAUCAGACACACAAAUAUCACUGAAUUCUCUCAUCCCAAACCUUAACUGUCCAAAAAGAAAGCCAUGUGUCUUGUCUCCCUCCUACCUCCUUUGCCAGAGGUGUGAUCUUAGAUCAACUGCUUAGCUGAAAAGAGAAGGGAAUAGGUGGCCCCAUCUAGGCAUGGUUCAGACCUGGAGGUGGUAGCUAUUCUAUUAGCAAGGCAGCCUCUGACCUGAGGAAUUGAGCAUGUAGUAGGUGGGAGAUGAGGCAAACCAAGGAUGAGAUGGGCACAUAGGGAGGGGGAGUGGCUGGCCCAUGUUCAGUGGAAAAGCCAAGAGCAGUAUCCAGGCCUGAUCCUGGUCCAGUACUCUGGCUUUUUUUCUACCUUGUCUCAUGUUGCCUUUAAGGGUUCUCCCUCUCUCAGUACCCUGGUCAUGCCUUUGCCCAAGCUGUGCUUUUUGUAAUUUGUCUUUACAGUGGCACAGUUGAACCUGUGGCUGGAUUAGAGCAGAAUUUUAUCUGGUUAAUACAGAAGGGUACUCAGACUUCACUGAGGAUGGAUUUAAUAUGAAAACCCUAAUUCAGCAGGCUAGCAUAGCUCCUUUACAAUUUACCAGAAGAAGUAAAUUUUUAAAAAGUGUAACAAAUUUUGAAGCUCCUUUUUUUCUUUUAUUUUUUUUCCUAAUGAUAAAUAAGGGAAAAACUAACCUAGCCUUACAAGUAAUUUUUUACCAUGUACAGUAGAUAUUUCCUGCAACUAUUCUAUUUUGUAAAAUACUGGAUUUGUAUUUUAUUACAGCAGCUGCCACACCAGCUUCUUUCUUGUUCUUCAUUCUUCUUAGACUUUGUUCCUUUGGUAUCCUAUUUUGCCAGCCUCAGGCCUCACUCAAAACUCAGUGAAAUGAAUGGAAAGAAUUGGGUGAUUUACAGGGGGCUGUGGAUCAGUCCCUGCUGUGCCAUUUUAAUAAGGUGUUUCACAGUAGGGACAGUGAAACAUCUGCCUGACUCCAUGAGCUAGCAAUGAGUUUUGGUGUACAAAUGUGCUUUCUAGAUAAUUCCCCAUUCUUCUGUGUAAGUGCCUUUUAUUAUUUUACCUUUGGUGGCAAUGAGAGGAGAAAUCCUGUUGUAGUCUUUUUUCCAAGUGUUCCAAGCAGGUUCACCUAGAGCAGGGAGCAGAGGAUGGUGUCCAGGCAGGUUUUGAAUGUCUCUGGAGGGAGACUCCAUCACCUCUCUGGGCAGUCUCAAAGUAAAAAAGUUUCCUCAUGUUAAUAUGGAACUUCCUGUGUUCAAGUUUGUGCCCAUUACCUCUUAUCCUUUUCCCUUCACAGUGAUCCCACUGGGUCCUCUGUAUUAUUCCAGUGUCCAGCAACAGCUUUUGUGUGAUUUUUUUUUUUUAAUGAUUUAAGGCAUCACUUAAAUGGUGAACACUGGUGGUUGCCACAAGGGGUGGCUGCAUUGCUUAGCCACAUGAGGUCAGCAAAGUGACAGGUGAGAGCUGGGAUUGACCCUUACAGUCAGUGUCAAAGGUUAGAAAAUUCCUUAAAAUGUCUCUUUUUCUUAGAGCACCCAUGGUUUUCCACCUCUGAGGGCAACUGAAGGGUUAAGUCUUCUGCAGAAGAGGCCCCAGGUGAUUGAAUGUAACACUGCUCUGACUUACACAUUUCUCACUGUGCCUAAGUAGGAGGCCACUCUGCCUCAGAUCAUGCCCAUUACCAGUUAAAUGGAUCACCUCCCAUUGCAGAUAUAGCUGACCUCACUGUAUUAAAACCAAAUUUGAAUUAUUUCUCAAUGCUUAAGCAAUUUUGCAAACCCUAAACACUGCUGGCCCCCCUCCAAAGCCUACUGCACUUUAGUUUGCUUAAUUUGGGUUCAUUGGUUCAAAUCUAAUUGGGAGAUAGCCUGAUUGGGAGCAUUUUGAACUGGCCACAGUCUGGGGCUGGCUCUAAAUUGAUUCAUCCAAGCCAGUAUGGCCAUACCAAUUUUCUUGUAACUGUUUGAUAAUCUGUUUCUAUAAUCUUAUUUUGUGUAAUGCUGUUAAGUUAUUUUUAGGUACUCUUUUGGGGAAUCUCUUGAUCCAGCACACACAUUGCUUGGGGAUUUAUUGUAUUAAAUAUUACUUCUUUAUAAUAAUGAAAACCUUUGCUUUUCUUUGCUAUGUUUGUGAUGGUUUUUCUUCAGGAGCCUUAAUAGAACAGGUUUCUCUGCUAGACUCCAGGGGCCAAAGAAUCUCCUGUCAUCACCUCCCCACAGGCUGUCACACAACAAGGAUCUCACAGUCUCCAGUGGUAGUUUCUGGCUGUGUUGCUUACCUUGCAGGGGGACAGAGGAGGCAGGAGAUGCAAUUGCACUGCCAGCCUUGGCAUUCCAGGGGUGACCCAAGCGUGACUGGGGAUGCAGAGUGGAGAGGCAGCUGGGUGUGCUCUGUGUUGAGGGCACAGAGAAGGUGUAGUGAGUGCUUUUAAUUAGUUCAGCUAUGAUACUUGGUCUUAGCCUUCUGCCAGUAUGCAUUUUCCAGCGAGCUGGUGCUGUAGAAUAAUCUGCACAUACGGACAUGGCAAAGGCCUUAUGUGCUACUUGAUUUCCAUUUCCUUUAAAGUACUUAACUGAUCCUUAGAGUCUUCAGCUGUAACUUUAUGCUGCUUGUCAGCACAAUUUUAUACACAGUAGUAAACUUACCUUUUGGCCUAGAGCUUUAAAGCAUGUCUAGAUCUGUCAGGUCUUUGCUUCUAGGGAGGUAAGCUUUGAAGGAAUGUAGGGCAUUAUUUUUUUUUUAUCUGUGUAUAUUUAAAGAGUAUCAAGCAGAGGGCAUGUGACAGUUCUAACCUUGUUACCAGUGUGUAGAUAAUGUUUUUUUUCCCCAGGCUAUUUAUAGUUCUUUGCUGCAUUUCUCAUAUUUCAUCUCUACCAUUCAAUAUUUUUCAGCACAACAGACUAAUAAUGGAUUAGGCUGAGAUUCUUAGGCCCAGAUCCCAGCUGAUAGAAUGCAGCAUGCUUCUCACUUACUGCUUUUGGAGGCUGCAGGGCUGACUUACAGUGGCAAGAGACCUCUUCCAUAUUUCUUGUGUAACAAUGUAUCUCAAUGUAUUCUUGAUUUUUCUAAUGUAGAGCUGAAAAAUAAUCUGAAAACUUUUCUUAUUUGUUGUGUUUGUUUGGUUUUUGGUUUGUUGUUUUUUUUUUUUCCCCCCCCUGAAGAAACCAACCACUUCUCUACUCCCAUCCUUCCAAAGUAUCAGUGGUGAAUUCUGUCUAGACACAUUUAGAAUGUAGGUCAAGUAAAUGAAUUAUACUAAUUGCUACAUUGGGAAGGAUUUCCACUGAGUAUUUGGGCUCUAGAUUCUAGCUAAUGCCAAGAGGCCAUUGUACAAAACCCGUGCAGCUAAGAACAGAAGCACACAGAGUAUUUUUAUACUCUUGACGGCUAAAAUAUUUCUUUCUCAAGUUGCUAAUUAGAAAGGGAACAUUUUGUAUUUUGAAGGUGAAAUGGUAGGUCAGUACUUUGUAACUACAAAAGUUGUACUAGCCUAUAUAGGUAGUGUAAUGCUACGAUGCCUUGCUGCUUUGCUCUAUUAGUCUUAGAGGUAAACAAUUUGGGGGGCUGCAGACAUGAAUGGACUGGUGUAUGUGUUAAGGUCUCUACAAAUAAAAUGUGAGGAUUCAGUCAUUGAGCCAGGAAACUAUAGCUUUCUCCUGGCCAGGGACAGAGGUUGUUCAGGGAUAUGUUGAGGGUAUGAUCCCAGUUAAUACCACGUUACUUAGGUGAUCAGCACCUAUUGGAGACUCCAGGGUUGAGAGGGAAAUUGCCAUUUGUUUUUGUGAUUUCUGUGGCAAGCCUUUUCCUGCUUUACCAGGGUAUAUAUAUAAAUUGAGUUCCUAUGUAGCAAAGAGUGCAUCUUGCAGGAAACUCUCAGUUGUGAUGCUGAAGUGGAGUUUGGAUAUUCUGUAUUACCAGUAGUCUCUGUCAUAAAGCCCAUCUCCAUAUUCUUCUUCCAAGAGUUCAAACUGAAUAGGUGAGAACAAAACACGGGAAAGAUGGAUUUGUAGAUAUAUUUUACAGAAAAGAGUAAGGAAGUGGCAAGUGAAGGGGGACUCAUGACAUCACAGAGAAACCACCUAGUUUUUCAUUCCAUAAAUCAGCAACGAUAGCCUUUUUCAUUACUUUCCUCCUUUGUUUUAGCUUUACUCCUCCCCUUGCUCUUUAACACUAUGCAGUCCUGUUUAUGCAUAUCUGACCUUCCUGGUAUAUACCAUUUUCCCUUCCAACCAGCAGGUAAAAAUCUUUCUGAACUUUAGCAGCUCAUAAUUAAGGGAGUGGAAGAGAGGGAGGAAGGGAGAAGCAGAGGCAGGUAAUCAAUUUCUUUUAACAGAACUCUGCUCAUAUCUGACUUUGCCAUAUCAGAUUUUAAUUCAAUGGUGCUGAUGUAACUGUGUCUUGCUCUCCUCAUUUGUACAGUUAGCACAACUGAGUGUGAGCAUGUGUGCAUCUGUGUAUGUGUGCAUAGUGAGCAAAUAAGCAAAACAAAACCCCAAACACAAUUUGGUUGUUUUUUUUUGAUGUUGUAAGCCUUGCUAAAUAGAAGGAUCUACCUGUACACACAGGGCACAUUCCACUUGGUGCAACAGAAAGUCCAGAAACCUGUUCACAUUCCACAUCACCGAGCACUCGUAGGAGAGCUGUGUGAGUUGCUGUCUGAAAUCUGUCCUGUUCACAACUGUCAGCUGAAGGUUGUUGCACUGUGUCAUUUUGUGUUGUAGACUGUCUGGCCUUUCUGUAGGACAGCUCUAGCUUAGUGCAAAAAAAUUAUUAUUUCAGAUUUUAUUGUAUUUUCCAGUGUUGGUUUUGUGCUGCCGAAUUAAUGGCUUUGAAUGUUUUGUGGUUUUUUUGUUUGAUUGAUUUUUUUAAAUGGUGUAAGUUAGCCUUAAAAAAAGUGGCCCCUGAGAGCUGACAGCUCUUGGAACACAAUUCAUUGAACUGGUAUUCUGGGAGAGGACUUAAAGAUCCCUUUCUCAUGAGCUCUACAGCCCUAACUUCCCUAUGGCUGCAAUAAGAUGCCAGUGGGGGGGAACAGCUUGCUCUUGGAGGGCCAUGUACAUCAAUCACAGUUUACUUGAUAGUUUUCCUGAGGUUUGCUGAGCCUUCCAAGUGUUGGUUACCUGGUGUUGCCCUCUUGAAUACAUGUACAGAGGGCCAAAACCACUGCCUUGGGCCAUGCAAAACAACACCUUGUGACUGUGAGUCACUCUGCAUGUGACACCCCUGAGGCAUUUAAGCUGAUCUUUCCCUCUCUGUUCCAGUGCUUACAGUAUGGGCUCCUGCAAACAUUUUAAACUAUCUAAGUUGAAAGAGACAGUGAUCCUAGUGCAAGAUCACACCCCCUUAAACUCCUUGGUAAAUUCUAUUGGAGCCUCUUGUCACUGCAGAUACCUCUCUUCUUUUGCCAUAAGUCUGACUCUGUGUAUGUGUGUUCAGUGGCCUCUCUAUUUUUGUACAAGUGCUGUCAUCUGGAUACAGUCCCACCUGAUUGUUCACACUGUAAACAUGUCUGUUGGGUGGAAAGAAAUUGCUGGUUUUCCUUUUUAAGUUGUCUCUUUGGUUCUAUGGGAGAACAGACUACCUGCUUUUGUAGCCUAAACAUGUAUGUAGCUAAGUAUAUUAUGCUUUACAUUUCCUGCAAAUAAAUAUUUUCUUUAGAAAAA